AUGGAAAAUCCAGACGACAAUACUGACAUUACUGAUGCACGAUUGAGAGAGGCACAACAACGAACCAUGAAAAGACUAAUUCGAGGAAUAGAAGAGUUGACUGAUCGAAUAGGAAGAUUGGAGAUUCAGAAUCAAGCUCGACAGAGGAUUCCACUACCUGCACCCUCAACCGAUACAUAUGAGGGCGACAAUUCUGAUCACCACGAGGAUAAUCCACAUGCGGUUGGUCAUGGCUUGAUGCGAGGGCGAGACCAUGGAAGAAGGUAUCAUAAUUUACAACAACGAGUUCCUUAUGAUGAUAGAAUUGAUCGUAACGUGGGGAGCAUCAAAUUAAAACUUCCCAAGUUUUAUGGCAAAACCGAUCCAGAGGAGUACCUUGAGUGGGAGAAAACGAUAGAGUCGGUGUUCAAGUGUCAUAAUUUUAGUGAUAAAAAGAAGGUACUGUUAUGCAUUGCUCAAUUCAAACAAUAUGCUCAAAUUUGGUGGGAUAAAUUGAUGUCAAGUAGGAGAAGAAACCUUGAAGCACCAAUUGAUUCAUGGUACGAGUUCAAAGAGUCCAUGAGGAAGCGUUUUGUUCCACAAUAUUUUCAACGGGACAUGGCGCAAAAGCUUCAAGCAUUGAAACAAGGACGCAAGUCUGUGGAAGAUUAUUACAAGGAGAUGGAUACAUUGAUGGAUCGACUUGAUCUCGAUGAGGACAUGGAGGCUCUCAUGGCGCGGUUUCUUAAUGGGUUAAACACAGAGAUUGCAGACAAGACUGAUUUACAGCCUUAUUCUAAUAUUGAGGAGUUGUUGCACAUUGCAAUUAAGAUCGAGAGGCAAAUCCAAAGAAGAUCUCAACGGUAUUCUUCUAAAACUUUUCCCAAUUCUACUUCUACAUGGAAAAAGGAUAGUAAGAACAUUGAUUAUAAGCAUAGAAAUCCAGAGAUUAAUGAGAAGCCUCAAGCUAAAUUUGAGAAAGGGGAGAGUUCUAGAACAGGGAAAGAAAAAGUAGAAAAGUCUAAUGUUCGAAAUAGGGAUUUAAAGUGUUGGAGAUGUCAAGGGGUAGGACACUAUAGUAGAGAUUGCCCAAAUGCAAGAAUUAUGACCAUCAAGGAGGGAGAAAUUGUUACGGAUGACGAGGCACAUGACGACAUAAAUGAGGAAACUGAUGAGAGUGAGGAGUUUAGCGAAGAGGACCCUACACAUAUAUCUUUGGUUACUCGACGAGCUCUAAACACCCACAUUAAGGAGGACGGCCUAGACCAAAGAGAGAACUUGUUUCAAACUCGUUGUCUUGUUCAAUCUGUACCUUGUAGUGUUGUCAUUGAUAGCGGUAGUUGCACCAAUGUUGUGAGUUCCAUUCUGGUCAAAAGACUUAAUUUGAAGACACAACCACAUCCAAGACCCUACAAGCUUCAAUGGUUGAAUGAUUGUGGGGAAGUACGGGUAACUCAACAAACUCUUGUUUCAUUUACUAUUGGAAAAUAUGUUGAUGAUGUUUUAUGUGAUGUUGUAUCCAUGCAUGUUGGAGAUUUACUACUGGGGAGGCCAUGGCAAUUUGAUCGUCGGGUAAUGUAUGAUGGGUAUGCAAAUCGAUACUCUUUUACUCACAAUGGUAGAAAAACUACUCUUGUUCCAUUGUCUCCAAAAGAUGUAUUUAUUGAUCAUUGCAAACUUGAAAAGAAAAGGCAAGAGGCUGAUGCAAAAGCAGAGAUUGAAAAAGAAUCAAGUGAAAAAAUGAGCUUGAGUGAAAAGCAAGAGAGUAACACUCAGCCUAGAGAAAAAAAAGAGAGAAAAGCCAAAUCAGUAAGCUUGUAUGUUAGAUCAAGUGAGGCUAGGAAUGUUUUGCUCUCUAACCAGACUAUUCUUGUACUUAUGUGCAAGGGGUCUUGUUACUUUACUAACAUGCUUAACCCUUCUUUGCCUAGUGAUUUUGUUGUGCUUUUGCAAGAGUUUGAAGAUUUAUUUUCUGAGGAGAUGCCUAGUAGUUUGCCACCACUUAGAGGGAUUGAACACAAGAUUGACUUCAUUCCUGGCGCGCCCAUUCCAAACCGACCAGCAUAUAGGACUAAUCCAAAGGAGGCUGAAGAGAUACAAAGGCAAGUAAGUGAACUCCUUGCUAAAGGGUAUGUACGUGAAAGUUUGAGUCCUUGUUCUGUUCCAGUUAUUCUUGUACCUAAGAAAGAUGGUUCUUGGCGUAUGUGUGUUGAUUGUAGGGCUAUAAACAAGAUAACUAUAAAGUAUAGGCAUCCAAUUCCUAGAUUAGAUGAUAUGCUUGAUGAAUUGCAUGGAUGUAGUCUUUUUACUAAGAUUGAUUUAAAAUCGGGUUAUCAUCAAAUUCGCAUGCAUAUUGGGGAUGAGUGGAAAACAGCUUUUAAAACCAAGUAUGGUCUUUAUGAAUGGUUGGUUAUGCCUUUUGGAUUAACUAAUGCACCUAGUACAUUCAUGAGACUAAUGAACCAUGUCUUACGAGAAUACUUAGGUAAGUUUGUGGUUGUUUAUUUUGAUGACAUCCUUGUUUACUCUAAAUCUUUAGAUGAUCAUAUUACCCAUGUACGCAAUGUUUUGACUACUUUAAGAAAUGAAUGUUUGUAUGUAAAUUUAAAGAAAUGUAGCUUUUGCAUGGAAAAAGUUAACUUUCUUGGGUUUGUAGUUUCAUCUAAUGGUGUUGAGGUUGAUGAGGAGAAAGUGAAGGCUAUAAAAGAGUGGCCUACACCUAAAAAUGUAAGUGAGGUAAGAAGUUUUCAUGGUCUUGCAAGUUUCUACCGUAGGUUCAUUAAGAAUUUUAGUACAAUUGCUUCACCCUUGAAUGAACUUGUUAAGAAAAAUGUAUCUUUUAUAUGGGAAAAAGAUCAAGAACUUGCUUUUACUACUUUGAAAGAAAAAUUGAGUUAUGCUCCCUUGCUUACGUUACCUAAUUUUGAGUCUACUUUUGAAAUUGAAUGUGAUGCUAGUGGAGUAGGGAUAGGUGCUGUAUUAAUGUAA
This is a messenger RNA of Cucurbita pepo subsp. pepo (vegetable marrow), 2967 nucleotides long. The record is from RefSeq and is a predicted model, not a curated record. NCBI's taxonomy places the organism in Eukaryota, Viridiplantae, Streptophyta, Magnoliopsida, Cucurbitales, Cucurbitaceae.